Molecule: messenger RNA, 795 nt
Organism: Paramuricea clavata
Lineage: Eukaryota; Metazoa; Cnidaria; Anthozoa; Malacalcyonacea; Plexauridae
Source: the annotation of a GenBank genome assembly
GUGUCAUUACCGGAAGACAGAAAAUCAACCACUUCCUCUGUUCGUACUUCCUCUUCUAUACAAGAGAAAAAGCUGCAAGCCCGCGCGAAAGUAGCCGCGCUCCGAAGUAAAAUUGUAGAAGAGGAGAUUAUUGAACAAAAAAAUUUGCUAGCCAAACAUGAAGCCCACUUAGCGAAAUUGAAAAUGAAGCAACAAUUAGCCGAAGCGGAAGCAGAAGUAGAGGUUUAUGAGGAAGCCGAAAACGAGCAAGAUCAAAUUCCUGCCCUCCCUAAAAAUAAAUUUCCAUCUCCAACCACGAAUAAUAACAACCUGAAUAAUAAAAUAACUCAUGAUAAUGUAACGCCAGCACCCCUCCCAGUUUCGCAAAAUGUGUCAGCACCUGAUAAAUCCAUGAACUACAAUGCACCACCUUUUACCCCUCCACCAAAUAGCAUACGUUCAGCCCCAGUCCAACAACAGAUUUUGGUGCCUAGUAACGAACAGAUACCCCACACCCCCACAUCAGUGCCUGAAAAUAGGCAGCUGUAUGAUAGUAACAAAGUUAUUUUAGAAGCACUGUCCCUCCAGAGAUUGCCUAAACUUACACCAAAGGUAUUUGAAGGUGACGAAAUGGAAUUUCUGCGUUGGGAAUCAUCCUUUGACGCCCUAGUGGCUUCAAACACCAAUGACUCCAAGACCAUGUUGCAUUACCUAUGCAAGUUUCUGAAAGGAGAACCACUGAAGAUGGUAGAACAUUAUCAGGACUUACACCACGACGCCGAUACUGCUUACCGUCGAGCUCGAGAGGAGUUGUAA